Effrenium voratum is the source of this 5476-nucleotide messenger RNA. NCBI's taxonomy places the organism in Eukaryota, Dinophyceae, Suessiales, Symbiodiniaceae. The record is from the annotation of a GenBank genome assembly.
CGGCCCAGUUGGUACCACUUAUGGGGUCUCUGGGCCUCGGGGCUUAAAGGAUGGCGGGCUUUGGCCUUUGCGAGCUGCCGAUUGGGGCUGGGCCGGAGCUGAGGCUCGACUUUGCGGAGACUUCAAGCUCUCGGGGGCUGACAGGUGUCGUCAAAACAGGCAAGGAGUAUCCGCCGUUGGAUACGGAGGCGGUGUUGGAGGAUGGCGAGAGGGUUCAGCUGGUGCACCGGAUUGCGGUGGCUCUUGCGAGCCCCGAGGCCUACGAGAAGAUGUGCAAGACGGUGUUUCGAAAGUUCGCGGAGCCACCUCCAGAGGGCGAUGACUUUGACAAGUGUGGGCUGCAGACCCCCAUCAGUGACAUCUUUGAACACCUGAAGCUGCCAUCGGAGCACGUGAGGAUGUUCGAGCAAGUGCUGAAGAAAGAGACAGACUUCAAACGAAAGCCCGAGAUGCUUUCCUUCCAGCUGUUCCGCCGGGUGCUGAUCAAAGUUCUGCGCCGCAUUCGGGACCUCUACUGCGUACGGGUCAAGAGAGGUCAGUUCGUGACGGCCAAGAAGAGGAAGCUGGAGGAUGAGUACGAGCGGGUGGGCGACGCUGGGCGCGGCUGCUUCGGGGAAUGCUUCUGGGUGAAGCACAAAAGUUCCGGGUUUCGGAGGGUUGCCAAGCGGAUCCUCAAAAAGCGCGUGGAGGUGCCCAAGGAGGAAGUGGAGGAUGAGAUCAACUUACUCCGGAAGCUGGAUCAUCCUCACAUCGUUCGGCUCUUCGAGUGGUUUGAGACUGCAGAUGACUUCCUGCUCGUCAUGGAGGGCGCGCGGGCCGGUGACCUUGGCCGCGCUCUGCAGCGCGCCAAGCAGGAGGGGAACAAGGGCCUGGAUGAGAACACCGUGCGGCUGCUCAUGGAGCAAGCCCUGACUGCCCUCGUGUACAUCCACGCCAACAGGGUCAUCCAUCGGGACAUCAAGCCGGCCAACAUGGUCCUGAGUCAGCUGGACAAGUAUCCACCGCACUUGCUUCUGGCUGAUUUUGGGAUCGCCACUGUGUUCCAGCCCGAUGCCCCCGAUGCGCUGCGAGGCCCUAUGGGCACCUAUCCUUACAUGGCGCCGGAGAUCUAUGACAACAACGUCACUCCCAAAGUCGAUGUUUGGGCGCUGGGCAUUGUCAGCUACGAGGUGCUGUGUGGACAUCGGCCAUUUGGCCGCGAACGGUUCGACGUGGAGUAUCAGACUCGUCUACAGCCUGCGCCUGUGGAUAUGACCGCCCUGCAUGAUGUGGGCAUCAGCCAGGCUGCGGUGAAGUUCAUCGGUGACCUGCUGCAGAAGCAGGAGGUCUGGCGGCCCACCUCGGAGGACGCGUUGAAGGACAUCGCCAACUGGCUGGAGGUGGCCCAGCCGGAUGGGCACGUGGCCUCCAUGGUGGGCUUCAGCAAGAAGAGCACCUUCUCCAAGGCGGUGUACAUGUGUGCGGCCAGCCAGCUGGAUGCGUCCACCCUGGAGGAUCUCAAUGCCAUGUUUCUGAGGCUCGAUGCGGACCGCAACGGCAGCCUCUCAGUCCUCGAGUUCCGAGAAGGGUUGAGGCAGGUGAUGGAGCCGGAGGCGAUUGAGUCUUUAGUGGAUGCCCUCGACAUGGACCACAGCGGCAGCGCUAACUACACAGAGUUCAUUGCCGGAUGUUUGGAUGCUCACUCGGACUUGGUCGAGAGCGCGCUCGCCCAUGUCUUCCGCGUGUUCGAUGUGAAUGGGGAUGGCAAGAUAUCACUCAAAGAGCUGUCCUCUAUUUUGACCUCGGACGGUGUUUCCAUAGUGCUGCCGGAGGGCAAAACCAUCGAGGAGUUCAUGAAGGCGAUCGAUGUAUCCCAAGAUGGGUUUAUCAGCUUUGAGGAGCUGAAGGGCUUCCUGCAGAAGGAGGCCGAUGCUGUGCCCCAAGUGCGGAAGAGAGGCCUUCCGGCUGAGCCAGGCGCCGACCCGGCCCAGCGUGGGUCCUUCGUGCAGCCGUUGUCUGGCCCGGGGUAUCCUGCUGGCGAGUUCGCGUCCCAGCUGAAGCGAUGCGUGGGGCUGUCAGAGGGCAAUGCCGCCCUGCUGCGGGAUUUGAACGAGGCACUGGCUGCGGCACCAAAGGUAGGCAGCCCUGACAAGUCGCCGGGGAAAAAAGGGGAGCUGCAGUGGGGCUGUCGGGACGCCGUAAAUGAGCAUUGCGAGGAUUUGCAGGCACUGAUGCAUUCAUGGCUCCCGCAUGGUGCCAUGGAGCGUAGCACCAGCUGCCCGGCCAAGGCCUUCCCACAGCUCCGGGACCCGCGCCGAAAGGGCGGGGAGGAUGGGUCGCCGCUGAGCCCUCUGAGCCCUUGCCCGGCGAGUCCCUUGCGGACGUCGGCGGCCGGGAGCCCCAGCUGGGCCAGCCGGCGCCUGCGCGCCAAGACCCACCGCGAUGGCCUGGAGAGCCGCGAGACCGUCUCGCGCGGAGGUCGCGAGGUGCGGCGGCCCACGUCCAGUUCGCGGCUGGAGCCCCUGGCCAAGGGCGCCCUGCGUCACCAGCGGCCCUGCACAUCCCCCCACACCCCGGAGGCCAUCUCCAGGAGCCCCCGGCCGGGCGCCACGGCCCUGGACUUCGAUGCGGCGGAGGCCUUGGGUCGGAAGAUCCUGGGGACCAGCUCCUGGGUGAAGCGGAUCUUCGAGGAGUUCGACGGGGCGGACUGCGGGUACCUUUGGCCCGCCGAGUUCGCGGCGCUGAAAUCCCGCUUCGAGGAGGCCAUGGGGGGCUUCAGCGCGAGGGCACCCUUCAACUUCGACGACGCCGAUGUGAACAUGGAGGGCAGAGUAAGUCUGCCCGAGUGGGAGCUCUACGCCACGAAGCUGGCCACCAUCUUGGGGGAGACGAGGUGCCGCGUCGCCACCGAGCGGGUCCUGGGCUCCCGCAAGGCUGAGAACCGCCGGAAGGUGAAGCACGUGUUCAUCUUCGAGGGCUACGAGGCACAAGCUUCCGUCCGUUUGCUGGAGGUGUGCUCGAAAGGCCACAAAAACGCGAGCUUAGUGGAAGAUAUCCGGGUAGCCCUGGCCGCCAGAGCCGAUCCAAAUGCUGGCCUUGCAAGUCCAGCCUUCAACGACUACACGCCCCUCAUCUUUCUGGCCAGCGCUCCUCCCUCCGCCAACGGCUCGCAAGUCGAGGAGGCCAUGGAGCUGCUGAUCCAGGCGCGGGCGGACGUGCACCGGGAGUGCGGGCCCAUGAUCAGCGGGCGCCUGGUGCCCCUGCGCUUCGCCGCCCGGGCUCAGAAUGCCUUCGGGCUGAAAGUGCUGCAGAAGCACGUGGACCUGGGGGACGCCUUCCAAUGGGCGGCAGGGGAGAAUGCGGAGGGGAUCAUGCUCUCCGAGCUGCGGAAGCUUCAUGGGCCAACCCUGGCAGAGCACAUCGAGGACAUGAAUGACUUCAGCCACGCGGCCAGCGCACAGCUGCGGCUCUUCGCAUCCCCCAUCUUUCCCGGUGGCUUGAGGGCCUCCGGGGCGCUCUCCUUGUGCAAGGGCACCUACGACGACGGCCACGUGCGCCGGGGCCAGCGGGCGGAUCCUAACUCCCCAGGGCUGGAGGGCAUGACGGCGCUGAUGCACAUGAUCAUCGACGGCAACGUGCCGGUGAUCCAGACGCUUCUGGACUGCCAAGCCACCUUGGACCAGCGGGACUCCAGCGGCGCCACGCCUCUCCACUUCGCCGCGCUGCACGCGCAGGUGCAGGUGGUGAAGCUCUUGCUGGACCGCGGGGCCGAGCCCAGCCACGUGGACUACGCCGGGUUCAGCCCCUGGAUGGUGGUGGGGGAGGCCACCUGCUUCGAGAAGCAGGGCCUGGCGGUCAGCUCGCGGUCCGCCAGUGAGAGGGCAGAGGACAUCCGGGAGUGCCUGGAGCUUCUGAAGCCAGCUUCCUCGCCAGAAGAGCUGAUCAGGGCCGAGAGCCCUGAGGCCUUGCUGGCGCUGGCCGAGGGGAAGGAGGGCGCGCCGAUGACCCUGGAGCUCCUGCAGCGGAAGUUCCGGCUCCACGAGAGCCUCUUCUUCAACCCCCGGAUGGCCAUCUCCGGCGCCUUCGAGGGCCGGACGCCUCUGAACCACUUCCUGGAGAAGUGGGCGGGGCUGAUGAUCCACCUGCUGCAGCAGGACCCUUUGGAGGGCGACCAGAAGGUGCUCGCCAAGUUCCUGCUGAAUGCCACCAAGGGCCCGGACAGCCAGGGCACCUGCGGGCACAUCCACAAGGCAUGGCAGCAGGACGACAACCGGGCGUCCUACCGGGCCCGCCUCAUGGAUGCGGUGCAGAAACAGCUGGAGUUCUACGUCGAAUCUGCUGCUGUGGCGGAGACCAUCGCCUUGGUGGGCUGCAGUUUGCUUGAAACCUCGGGUCCGCCGAGCCCAAUGAACGAGGCCGAGGCGAGGCUACCGCCGGAGAAGACGCUGGUGGCGUGCUCGGAGCUGCUGUCGCUGGCCAAAGACAGCGUCACGAUUCCGCAGUCUUGGCAGGAGGAUCCCUUCUGGCAGAAGGUGCAGGAGCGCCAAGUCCUGCGCUACGACCCCCAGUGGGCCCAAGACAUCCACGACGGGGCGAGCGGAUUUCUGCAGCUGCUGCGGCUGGGCGCUCCCCAGGAUGCCUCCGCAAGCCUGGUCCAUGACGACGCGUGUGCUGUGUCGUCCAUUGCAGAUUACAGCCGGCUCCGGCAAGUAAAGCACGCGCAAAUGAAAGAGCUCUAUGCGAGAGGGUAUGUGACAUACUCGAACCUAUGCAACGAAGCCUUUCAGGACAAGAUGAAAGAAGUGGUGGCUCGGGCCAGGGACGGCGCUCAAGUCUCUGUUGGCAUGCCAAGUUCGUACGUGGCUGCCAAGCGUCUGCAGCGAAUCCUGGAGAAGACCCUGGAAGCAGAGCAAGAGCGUGCCGGAUGGGAUUGGCCGCAAAGAGAGGACUCGUACGUGCGUCACACUUAUUGCUUCUACAUCUUGGACACGGUUCGAAUGAGCUUUGUGUGUCAAGGUGACACCGUGCCCCAGCAGGUUCACAGCUGCAUGAGCGUUCUCAAGGCGUUUCAGGGCUGCUCCGUCGAGACCGACGGCGUGCAACUCCUGCGCACUAAGUCGGGCUUUGCUUCUGGCGCAGUGGGCGAAGGUGGUUACGCGGAUGUGAAGCUUCUCUGCUAUACCGACCUGGGUGUGCACACUGCUUUCGAUGGGACGGAGAUCCCCCUGAGGAUCAUCGGCGAGGUGCAGCUGAUUCUGGAAGGCUAUGAGGCGGUGAAGAAACGAAUGCAUUUGGUCUACGAGGUGAACCGUGGUAGCUUUGAUAGGAAACGCCGACGGUAAGGAAUGUAGCAAUGCUGGGGGCUGCAUCCCCCAAUCGGCAGCCGUCCGGAUGCUGCAGGGCCUCCAAGCUCCUCGAAGAGGACUUGGAUUUCAGGCGUAGCGUUGCGUACACCAAAGUGUGACGACAAAACCUUAGCUGCGACCGCAAAGCGGCC